AUGACCUUCGGGCGCAGCGGGGCGGCCUCGGUGGUGCUGAACGUGGGCGGCGCCCGGUACUCGCUGUCCCGGGAGCUGCUGAAGGACUUCCCUCUGCGGCGCGUGAGCCGGCUGCACGGCUGCCGCUCGGAGCGCGACGUGCUGGAGGUGUGCGACGACUAUGACCACGAGCGCAACGAGUACUUCUUCGACCGGCACUCGGAGGCCUUCGGCUUCAUCCUUCUCUACGUCCGCGGCCACGGCAAGCUGCGCUUCGCGCCGCGGAUGUGCGAGCUCUCCUUCUACAAUGAGAUGAUCUAUUGGGGCCUGGAGGGCGCGCACCUAGAGUACUGCUGCCAGCGCCGCCUCGACGACCGCAUGUCCGAUACCUACACCUUCUACACCGCCGAAGAGCCGGGCGCGCUGGGCCGGGACGAGGCGCGACCCGGCGGUGCCGAGGCCGCCCCUUCCCGGCGCUGGCUGGAGCGCAUGCGGCGGACCUUCGAGGAGCCCACGUCGUCGCUGGCCGCGCAGAUCCUGGCCAGCGUGUCGGUGGUGUUCGUGAUCGUGUCUAUGGUGGUGCUGUGCGCCAGCACACUGCCCGAUUGGCGCGCCGCGGCGGCCGACAACCGCAGCCUGGAUGACCGGAGCAGGUACUCCGCCGGCCCUGGGAGGGAGCCCUCCGGGAUAAUUGAAGCUAUCUGCAUAGGUUGGUUCACUGCGGAGUGCAUCGUGAGGUUCAUCGUCUCCAAAAACAAGUGUGAGUUUGUCAAGAGACCCCUGAACAUCAUUGAUUUACUGGCAAUCACACCGUAUUACAUCUCCGUGUUAAUGACUGUGUUUACAGGCGAGAACUCUCAACUCCAGAGGGCUGGAGUCACCUUGCGGGUGCUUAGAAUGAUGAGGAUUUUUUGGGUGAUUAAGCUGGCCCGUCACUUCAUUGGUCUGCAGACACUUGGUUUGACUCUCAAACGAUGCUACCGAGAGAUGGUUAUGUUACUUGUCUUCAUUUGUGUUGCCAUGGCAAUCUUUAGUGCACUUUCUCAGCUUCUUGAACAUGGGUUGGACCUGGAAACAUCCAACAAGGACUUCGCCAGCAUCCCCGCUGCCUGCUGGUGGGUGAUUAUCUCUAUGACUACAGUUGGCUAUGGAGAUAUGUAUCCUAUCACAGUGCCUGGAAGAAUUCUUGGAGGAGUUUGUGUUGUCAGUGGGAUUGUGCUAUUGGCGUUACCUAUCACUUUUAUCUACCAUAGCUUCGUGCAGUGUUAUCAUGAGCUCAAGUUUAGAUCAGCUAGAUACAGUAGGAGCCUCUCCGCUGAGUUCCUAAAUUAAUGUAUUGCAAAGCAAUUCUUGCAUACACUUCAUUUGAUCCAGUUGACGCUACUUCAUAUUUAUGCGUUUCUUGCUGGGUGAGCACUGCAGUUGUAUUGUCAUCACCUUGGGAGAGUAAAAAUUGUCCUUCCCAGCUGAAGGGGUAAAAUAAUUUACUUAUUAUGGAGUAAAGAAGAUUGAGACUGCAAAGGAAAGGGAAUGUCUCCUAGAAUAAAUUUUAGGAUCUUAUUUUAUUUAGACUUGCCUCUUCCCUGCCUUGAACAAUUACACUUUUUGUGUUUGUUUUAAAGUAUAUUAUUUGAACACUUUAAAACUGAAAGCUACUAUUUUCCAAAUGUUUUUCCAUCUUGUGAAUACAGAAGAAGCUUGGAAGUUACAGUGUUUUUUGUUGGAGAGUAACAUUUUCAUUUCUAAAUGUUUUAUAAUCUCUUAUAUCAAUGUCAGAAGUAUCCUGGAAACAUAUGUCAGAUGCAGGGACUGUUUAACAAAUACUUUGAAAAUUUGGCCAAAUUUUAAAGUGUAGAGUGGAGCUAGUAGAUACAAGCAAGAAUAGUAUUUGAAAAACUUCUCCGGCAUAUUUCUCAAUUAUCUGAUUUAUUUUUGUCCUUAUUCUCCUUAUCAUACCAUAAUAUAAUAUGGAAGCUUGAGUAUGUUCUUCCUUUUCCAUUUUAGAUUUCUUUUUUCUCUGUCUUGAAAUGACUUAGAAGAGUGUUAUAUUGUUUAGCAUUUUAUUGGAGUUCGUUUUAUUUGAAUUCAUUGCUGUUACUAGAUGUUAAUUGUCCUGACAUUCAGAUGUCCAAAUAAGAUUUCCAACAUUAAAAUGAUAAUAGAAAUAGUUUGAUAUUGCAACCCAUAUUUAUCUUCUUCUGCUCUUAAUUUUUUUUUUUUUUUUAACUAAACACCAUGUGUUUAAUAAGACUUAAAAUGAAAGGAUAUUUAUGUAACCAUUUU
Dama dama (fallow deer) is the source of this 2262-nucleotide messenger RNA. It is a transcript of the gene KCNG3, whose product is annotated as potassium voltage-gated channel modifier subfamily G member 3. Lineage: Eukaryota; Metazoa; Chordata; Mammalia; Artiodactyla; Cervidae. Gene Ontology annotation, molecular function: delayed rectifier potassium channel activity; protein binding. The transcript has 2 exons. Gene Ontology annotation, biological process: protein homooligomerization; potassium ion transmembrane transport. Gene Ontology annotation, cellular component: membrane; voltage-gated potassium channel complex. The record is from RefSeq and is a predicted model, not a curated record. The coding region runs from base 1 to 1311 and encodes 436 amino acids.